Molecule: messenger RNA, 957 nt
Organism: Leptosia nina
Lineage: Eukaryota; Metazoa; Arthropoda; Insecta; Lepidoptera; Pieridae
Source: the annotation of a GenBank genome assembly
AUGGUCUCAAUGAGUUCAUCAAUAACCUCGCCGAGGACGUCUCUUGCUAAGUUUGUAUUGUGUCCAAAGUCAAAGCCGUUCAAGAUCAUGGUUUUAGGACAAUCGGGGGUUGGAAAGUCAGCACUGGUAGUGAGAUUCAUUACUCGUCGUUUCAUCGGCGAAUAUGAUCCCAAUUUGGAGAAAAUCUAUACUUUUCAAACAGUAAUUGAUAACGAAACGGUUUACUUUGAAAUACUCGACUCUGCCGGCGAUCCACAAAGGUGCGAAAACUUGGAGAGUCACAUAAAAUGGGCCGAAGCUUUCAUCUUGGUGUAUUCGGUGACCGACAAGUGUUCCUUUGACGAAUGUCAUCGCUUAAAAUUCUUAAUAAACUAUAACAAACGACGGCGCAGACUCGCUUCGUCAGUAAAGGACAGCAUACACGAGACCCCAGUGGUUCUUGUUGGUAACAAAGUAGAUCAAACAGGAGACCGUAUGGUGACAACUGAAGAAGGACAGCGGCGAAGUAAGGAAAUAGGCUGCGUUUGUUUUCAUGAGAUUUCAGUCCGAGAAAGCAUAGAACAGGUGUACGGGGUAUUUAGAGAUGCUCGUCGCUUUUGGAGGGUAGGUAGCAAAUACUCCAGGGGAAGAAGCGAGUCCGACAUACAGACAUCAGCUCUCGGGAGACCUCUGUCUAGAGCGGCUUCAGAUACCACAGACUCAAGCACGGUUACAGCUACAUCUCUUUGUCGUCGUUGGACAGAGUUUGAUUUAGAAGAAGAGCAGCAGCGUGAUAUUAUACGCAGCGAUUCCACUUCCUCCACUGAGGCUAUAGAUGAAUUUCGUGCUAGAGCAAGUACGGAUUCUAGGCUUCCACCGCGACCGACCAGAUCUCGUCAUCCGCCCACGAGGCCUCUUCCAAUACCAGUGAGGAGAAUGAGCGUAGCUAUGAGAGGAAAUAGCUCUAGUACAUAUUAA